Molecule: messenger RNA, 2371 nt
Organism: Mus caroli (Ryukyu mouse)
Lineage: Eukaryota; Metazoa; Chordata; Mammalia; Rodentia; Muridae
Gene: Nopchap1
Product: NOP protein chaperone 1
Biological process (GO): box C/D snoRNP assembly
Molecular function (GO): box C/D methylation guide snoRNP complex binding
Source: RefSeq, a predicted model, not a curated record
AGCUGUCACGAGGAACAGAGUGGCGCUGGCUUGGAAGCAUGGAGCUCCGGGGCGAGCGUGCGACCGGUCCUGGUGUUUCUUCGUCUUCUGUAGACUGCUCGCAGGUCACGGUGUCCAGGGAGCUGCUGACGGCGGGGAGCGAGGGUUCGGGAGGUAUCUGGGACCAGUUGCUCAUCAGCUCUAAGCCUCACCCCAGAAAGACCUCUACACUUCAAACAGUUCGGAUGCAGAGGAGCCCUUUGCUAGACCAGGUUCAGGCCUUCCUCCCACAAAUGGCCCAGGCAAAUGAGAAGCUGAGGAGGGAAAUGGCAGCUGCUCCAGCUGGUCACUUCAAUAUUGAAAACAUCGACGAGACGUCCGGAAACAUCAUACAGAUGGAUGUGGCCCUAUUUGAGAUGAAUCGGACAGAUUCAAAAGAGGAGGAUAGCCCAGAAGAGAGCUCUCGGGANAGUUCUGGGGACAGCUCAGAGUCCGAAGAAGAUGUCUGCGUUCCCUCUGAAGUCACCAUCGAGAACAUUAAGNUUCCNAAUGCAGAAGGUGGCAAAGGCAAGAUUGAAGUUUUGGACAGUCCGGCAAGUAAAAAAAAGAAGCAGUGAAAUGACCCACAUGGAAGGAGCAGGCGCUCCCCGCCUGGGGGCUGGGGGCAGGGCGGCCCGGUCCGAUCGGCUGUAGUCCUUAACGUGUCACAAAGAAUCAUGAACCCAGGUGUAUUUUACAUAGAAAAUGCUCAGAGCUUGGCUGCAGAGAGCGUAGUGCCCUUGGACACUGAGAAGGGAAAUAAGAAAUGACAAGAUUGGUUCAUGCAGAUGUUUGCUCUAGAGUGUGGGCUGUAAUGUAACUCUGGCUCAUCUACGUCGAAAUCUAGCUAUUGGUUACAAGAUUCCCACUGCCAGUUUGCGGUUUUGGUAUGUUCUAUAUCAAGGCAGGUUGCAGUUUGUUAUGUAUGAACUGGGUACUAGAGACAAGCCCAGGAUNACAGCCUCCUGCCAUUUAAGGUGUGACGGUGCCUAUAUUCAGUUCAGGAAAACCCAAGCUGCCUUUUUAAAGAUUUGUAAGGGAUAGCAGUUGACAUCCUCUUGGAGCAGAUUGAUCUUUGCUCCUUCUGUGAAGAGAGUUUAGAAACAACUAUGUGCUAUAUCACUGUCUUGUAUGUGAGUGUGAAGUCAUGUAAAAUUGUCAUUUCAAAUUAUAAUGCUACUGACAGCCCGAAGAAUGACUCUAGUUCUUCAGUUAGUAAGCUUACAGUGUGGAUGACCUGGUAGCUGUUUCACUGACUAACCAGUCUUAGAUGAUGUUAUCAGGGCUAGCAAGUGCCAGCCNCGGGAAGAUGAGCGGUCUGUUCAGGAGGCUACUUGAGUAGAGGAACCAUGUCCCUGUGACUUGGAGGAGAUGGUAACAUCCUUGUCGUUUAUCCUGGUGGUUUGCCAUACCAUGUGAUANUUCAUCCUUGCCGCCUCUGAGCCAGGGAGGGUCUCUGAUUGGUCCUGGAAGCUACUGCUCCACAGUCAUGCUGGGUUAGGGCAUCAAGCCUGGACUACAGUUUUCCACCCUCUGUACCUCCUCCAUAGUCCCUGAGCCCCUGGAAAGAAAAAGGUAUCCUGGUCAUUUUCCUCCUGAGAACAGAGCAGAGUGAAAUGUUCAAGGCACGCAUAACUGCCUGACUGAAGAGUCUGCCAUGUGUGCAGGUCAGAUCAUCAUGGGUUACAAUCCUUGCUGCCCAGUGGAAGAAGAGGUUCNCCUNGGUGACUGCAGUUGGUAGCUACAGUAUGACUGAUCCCCAUAGUCAGAGGAUAAUUGUGUUUUUUAUUUCUGUGAAGAGAUGCUUCAUGACCAAGGCAAAUAGUAAAAGAAAAGUGUUUAACUGUGGGCUUCCUUUCAGUUUAAGAGUCUAUGACACUCUGGGGUAAAUGUAGGGUGGGCAGGGCACCAGGCAGAGCAGAGUAUAAGACGGCCUAGCUGGGCUUUUGAAACCUCAGAAGUCUGUCCAUCUCUCCUCCCUCCCACUUCUAGUGACAUACCUUUUCCAACAAGGCUCCUAAUUUGUUCUAAACAGUCUGCCAACUAGGAACCAAACAUUCGAAUCUAUAAGGACCAUUCGCAUUUAAACCACAGUGAUUGACUGGGUACAUNUUUGGACAUAGGAUUUUCUUUAGCUCGAGGUUGGAGGGGGCUAGACAGACAGUUGGAAGAUGGGUAACUGGGCAGAUCGAAGCACCACAGAACCUGCUGUUCGUGUGNGACACACAGGUAGUGGAGGACUUGGGAGCCUCAGCCAAGUGAGGCUGUAAGAAAGAGUUGGUUUCCCCUCUGGGCUCAAACAACAGCCUCUGACACUGAAUGCUAACUGCUGGGGAUUGGGGUAGUGCUUUCU